Lutzomyia longipalpis is the source of this 3522-nucleotide messenger RNA. RefSeq lists its product as uncharacterized. The record is from RefSeq and is a predicted model, not a curated record. Lineage: Eukaryota; Metazoa; Arthropoda; Insecta; Diptera; Psychodidae. The coding region runs from base 96 to 629 and encodes 177 amino acids. The transcript is spliced from 2 exons.
GUGAUAGCACCUUUCAAUGGGGUACUAAAGGCAUAGCCAUUCUUGGCAGUUUUUCUGCAAAUUUUGAGUGAGUUUGACGAAAUUUUACAGAAAAAAUGAAUAAAAUUUUCAUUUUUAUUGCUUUCCUGGGAAUCCUCUCUGGAGAAGUGCUGGGACAGAGCAAUUUUGCUUCUCUGCAGUCACGCGUUACAUCAAUUGCUCGGAAUUUUGAGAGUGAAAUCGAACGAAUCCACCAGGAUGUUGCGGGAUUCACUGUGAGGUCCAUCAAUGAGGUUCUGGGGCAGGCCUAUGAUGCCGAGAUGGUGUCCCCGGAUGAGGUGAUGAUCUCCGCAUGCAACCUCAACGUUGUCAACCUCCUACGGGGCGAUAUGAGGACCAUUGAUGACGCCAUCAUUGGACUAACUGUACGCACUGCAGAACUCAAAACCAUCAUCUUCCGUGCUGUUGACGGGAAAUCCCUCCUUAAUGCUCCCGAGGGGAUCCGUGAGGAAGUCAAUACGGCCAUCGAUGAAGCCCAAAAUGAGUUGCAAGAGGAAAUUUUGAGUGUUAUUCGCCAGAUCGCCACCUUCAAGGUUGACACCUACAACCUGAUAAAGACUCAUCGCAAAUGUAUCGCCAAUGCCGUGUGAUUGUGCAUUGUGAAAAUAACACAAAAAAGAACAAAAUAUAAUAGAAAGAAAAAACUCCUUGCUUAUCUUGCACGACGUUUUUCUCUUUUCUUGUAUUAUUUUCUUUUUUUUUUUUUACAAAUUUCAUCCAUUAUUACAAAUAUGUCCAAGAGUAACAAUUUGUUUUUUUUUUGGGUGUGUUCUUAUCAUUUUUUUCCUUUUUGUAAUUGUAAUAUCUCUAUUCAUUACUCAAUAAAAAGUAUAUAUAUAUAUAAUAAUAAUUAUAUAAAAUAAUUAUUUUGAUUACACAACAUGCUUCAUCUUCUCUUCUCACUUUUUCUCUCAGAGGACACGAUAAUUUUUUUUUGUUUUUCAUUUUUUUAAUUCAUUGUAAUUUAUAGUUUUGUUGUUGUUGUUUUUUAUACUUAAUAAAGGUACACAUUUCUAUCAUUUUAUUAUUAUAUAAUUAAUUUUCCAUCAAAGCUCUCUCUCUAUUCCCUUUUUUUCUCUCUCUUCAAUGCUUUUUUCCAGCAGUUUGAAUAUUAUAAUUUUAAAACCAACAUUAUCACACCUAAAAAACUUAUCAAUCUGUCCAUUGAAUAACGAAGAAUAUUUUAUAAUUUAGUUAAUGAUUUUUCCUGAUUAUUUUUUUCUUAUUAAUUUUCACUUUUCAAAUUAAUCUUUUCAGCUUUCCUUUUUUUAUUUUUUAGACUAUUUAAUGAGUAUGAAAGUGUAAUAAAUUCGGUUAAAAAAAAAUGUUUCGAAAGGAUAUUUCCUUCAAUAAAUAACAACAAAAAUGAUUUUAAUUAAAAACAAAUUCUACUCAUUUAAGCCCUUUUAAAAUGUUUACCAAAAACCGAAUGUACGUAAAGAAAAUCUCUUUAAUUUUUUAUUUAUUUUAAUUUACUAAAAAAACUUUUUUUGGGACAUUCCUGUUCGCUUUUUACCUAACAUUCUUAUUUUUUCUAGUUCUGCCUUGUACUGUAUAAGGUGUCUUUCAGUAAUAGGCUUUACAGGCUUCUAUUGAAGUAUAAAGGACGUAAAAAUGAAAAAACAACUUUUUUUCUCAUUUGAAGUUCAAAUAAAUCUUCUAGGUGUGAUAAUGUCAGCAAGAAAACUUUGUGUGUCAUUUUUUUUCCUUUUUUUAAUAUAAAAAAAAAACUUUUUUUUAAAUUUAUAAACAUUUUUUCAUGGAUUUUUGCGAGUGAAUUUGAUAGAAUAUCUUUUUUCUUGAAUAAAUCAAAUAAAACCAAUAUUAAGCGACGCAAGGCCUAUCCAUUCUUAUGACAUUGUUAUUGUACUCCUUGCGAAGAAGUAAUAAGUUACUUUCGAAUUAUUACCACACAUGAGGGCCUUUUUACGGAUAGAAGUGUAUCAAUUGGCGGAUUGAAAGAUUCGGAUUGAUUGUAUUCGAACCGGUGAUCUUUUGCAUUCAAGCUUGAAUGCUCUAUCGAUUGCACUCCUGCCUGACCCUCUUUUGAAACAAUAAAUAAAAGAAAAAACACAGUGGUGACGUCAUUUUCAGCGAUUUUAAACAAAAUUCUUUAUCGGCUUUUCUCAGAGCAUUCUACAGUAGAAACUAUAAAGUUUUUUUUUGACGAUUUUUUAUUCUUUUAUUUUAUGUGUGUCUUGAUGGUUUUAUUGAAUAAAGAGUUUUCCCAUACUAAAACGAAUAAACUCCUUUGUUGUACAAAAAUUGCGUAAUUAAAGAAAGCUAUAAAAUUGAUUAUUUUUGUCAAAUUAUUCUUUUGGUCCCCUUGAAUUGGAUUUUGAGUGAUUGGAGGAUAAUUUUUGUUUACAAACUAUUAUUUAAUCAAGACACAAAUAAUUGAGAAAAAAUUAAAUUAUAGAAAGUCUUUUGUGAUUCUGAAAAUCAAGGUGGAAGAAAAGUUUUUUUUAAACAAUUCCCGAAGAUGUUCUGAAUUACUAAAAGCCACCAUCAUUGUGAUUCCAUUCUUAAAUUGUUCAAAUAUAAGAUUUGUAUUUUAGAUAAAAAAAAUGAAUAAAAUUUCAAUAAAUAAUUUAUCGUUUCAAAUCCAUUCUCUCGCAAAAAUAACCACCAAACUAGUGAAAAUCUGUUUAAAAGUUACAAAUUUAAAAGAAAUAAAAAAGUUUUAAGAAAAAAAGAACGUUAAUUAAUUGACAAAAAACAAGACACAUUUUUGUUGAUCUUUGUAGUUAUUAAUCUCUCGUGAUCACUGAAAAAAUAUCUAAAAUGGCACGAAAAUCUCUGCUCUAUACUUUUUUCUUCCUUUUUUUUUUAAAAAACAAUUCGUCCACAAUUACUAUAUGUUUUCUUCAUUUAGUUUUUGUUUUAUAUACCACAAAGAUGGCAACAGAGAGUGCUCAAGCAAUUUAUCUUUUAUAAAUGAUUUUGGUUUUCUCUUGAUUUUUUAUCAUUUCUUUUUGAAAUACACAUAUUUUCGCGAAAUUUUUUAUACCAUAGUUAAUAUUUUUUUUUUUUGUUAACACACAACGUUAUAUUUUCCACAUUUUAUCUUACAAAUAUCAUCUAAAAUCCUAAUAUCAUCUAUUAAUAGUUUUCCAUUUUAAUUGUUUAGGUUUUUUUUCCUUUUUGUUGUAAUUUUUUACGGUCAUCUACUAUUUUGAAAAUGUAUAUUUUAUUUUUUUUUCGUUCCUAUCGAUUUAUAAAUGUUUUUUUUUUUCUUUAUGUCCUAUUUCACUAUUUUCGCAUGAUUGACGGGAUGGAGUUGACUGUGUGACGUGCUUUUUUUAUUAGAUUGUUAUUCAUUUUACUUUUUUUUUUCUCUUUAAAGGAAUUGUAAAUAAAAAAAAGAAGAUCCUUUUAACAACUCAACUAUACGAAUAGUUUUUUUUUCUUUUCAUCUCAUAUAUAAAUCAUCUCUCUCUCUCUCUUUCUUUCUCUCUAUAAUUAAAUUGUAUAAAAAAGAAA